UGCCAACUCAGUGCACUGGUGAUUAAUUGUCGGGCUGGCAGUAAACAAAAAACAAUUACGAUUAUUAAAAAUAUUUAUGCGGUGGCAUUCAAUCCACCGUAAAAGAGGAUGAGCAAUCUAAAGCAGGAUCUGGACGAGUAUUUGCUGCUGCAGAGCGAUCAGAAGAAGAAUUUUAAUGUGAAGCUGCCACAGAUAAAGGUGCCCGGCUUGUCGCAAAUCUUUUCGCGCACAUCUGACCCACCAGAGGCAAACAGUUGGCUAAAGGAUACACAAGACUCAUGCUGCCCCAAGCUGUCCCGAUUGCAGCGCAUUGUUGGCUUUGUCGCCUGUCUGGGCAUGGGCUGCCUGUGCAUGACGCUGUCCACGUUGUAUAUUCCGGUGCUGAUGCUGAAGCCAAAGUUUGCACUGCUCUUCACAUUGGGCAGCCUGUUCUUCAUCAUAAGCUUUUGCUUUCUGAUCGGCUUUCAGGCGUUCUUCAAGCAAAUGUUCUCCAAGCCGCGACUGCUCACAUCCAUCUCAUACAGUGCCUGCCUAACGAUAACGCUUUACUUUGCUCUGGUGGCCAAGAGCACGGCAUUUACGGUCCUAUUCGCGGUGGCCCAGAUCAUAACGUUGCUGUUCAUGCUGCUGGGCAUGGUGCCCGGUGGCGCCACAGGUCUCAAGUUCUUUGGCCAGCUGUUUAAGAGCAGCGUCUCAAGCUCGUCCAGUGCGCUGCCCGUUUAGGACUGUUCUGGGACACAUCAUGAUAUGACCAUUUCAAAUUAUACAAAGUAUUUAUUAAUCGUUAUAAUAAUGCAGAAAUAAAAACUUAUUUGUGAUAA
This is a messenger RNA of Drosophila innubila, 821 nucleotides long. Its product is annotated as protein transport protein SFT2. The record is from RefSeq and is a predicted model, not a curated record. The transcript is spliced from 2 exons. The coding region runs from base 109 to 723 and encodes 204 amino acids. NCBI's taxonomy places the organism in Eukaryota, Metazoa, Arthropoda, Insecta, Diptera, Drosophilidae. Gene Ontology annotation, biological process: vesicle-mediated transport. Gene Ontology annotation, cellular component: membrane.